Molecule: messenger RNA, 1053 nt
Organism: Alternaria atra
Lineage: Eukaryota; Fungi; Ascomycota; Dothideomycetes; Pleosporales; Pleosporaceae
Exons: 2
Coding region: 1-1053 (350 amino acids)
Biological process (GO): metal ion transport; transmembrane transport
Cellular component (GO): membrane
Molecular function (GO): metal ion transmembrane transporter activity
Source: RefSeq, a predicted model, not a curated record
AUGCCGCAGGGAACUGAAUAUGCGCCACAUGCGUAUGGGCACUUGACCGGGAACCGACAAAAAGUCCCAGAUGCGGGGAUCCACUUCGGCUUGAUCAUCACUAGCUUCAUUGAACGAUUUGGCAAGGGCUACACUGAUCACGGCGUCCGAUAUCCACCUCCGCUCGAUCUUUUCGAAACCAGAGUUGUACAGCUUCUUUCAGAAGUGAGAUCAUACAUCGAGAAGCCUCCUGGAGGGAAGUCCAGUUUCAGUGGGCUUGAAUACCGCCGAGAGCGAUACUUCAUGCAUGUCAUCUCCGACGUGCGCAGUGAGCUUGCUAUGGUCAAGCACGUUCUCGACCAGCAGGAGCAUGUGCUGAAACAAUUUCUCCAAGACCGCCUAAGCGAUAGCGUGGAAGAACAUCCACAAGAUUGGGCACCAAUCGAAAGCUCUCAAGAAACAAUCCAACAGUACAUGAGAAGGGUGGAAAAGAUCGAUGGUGAUGCGGACAGAAUUGAGAAGAGUAUACAGGACAUGCUUAACUUGAAGCGCACGCACGCCAGCAUUAGGGACGCCCACAGCAGUCUCAUCGUUAGUACCGCUGUUAUUGGAUUUACCGUCAUCACAGUCGUUUUCACUCCACUUGCAUUCCUCACGGCACUUUUCGCUCUCAAAAUCGACGGAUUUGAGAACCUCCAAAUCUUUGGUACUGAUGGCGUUUACCAUAGAGGCAAGAUUGGCGGCAUAUUCGUGAGUACCGAAAUCUUGACCCUAGUCUUGACAGGCGUAGUGGUAUGGAUAGCGUUCAAGUACAUAAAUCGCGACGAAGAAUCUUCCUGGAAAGAAAAAGUGCUCGUUUGGUUGAAGAACCUUAUUGCUAGGCCUGGAGGUGUCGUGAUUCCGACACACUGGUUCAAAGGUUCGAGCAGCAAGGAGCGCGCCAAAGCCCCGGAUCCAGAAUCAUUGAAGCCGGACGAACAGCCCAGAACAACUGCAAAAGCUUCGGAAAGGGCCGACCCAGCAACGCUAUCGCCCUCGACACCUCCUGUCUCUGAUGAAUCCGAUUUCAGCUAG